UUAGAAUGGAUCAACAACGCUAGAACAGAUGAGGAUUCUGGUUCCAUUUGGAGAGAGAGAGAUUAAGUUUCUCAGGAGAUCUGGCACGCCAAAGUCAGAAGGCCUCUUGAGCACUAUUCCUUCAAAGUAAGCUUUCAAUAGUGCUCAAAGAAUUUCAUAAUGUGUUUGUGUGAACAGGCCUCUCAAUCGAUCUUACAGUCAAAGCUGUCGAAAGUUUUCUCAGGGUGGGGACUUGGAAUUUAUAGUUCCAGGGACUCAAUUUUCAUCGGAGAAUUGCGAGCCCAGAAAGCGAGAGUUUGGUGGAAGAUGAACGAAUCAUCGCAGCCGUUCGUCAAGCUACCGACAGUGGGCGAUAAUGCGAGAAAAUCGCUGCCCGUCGAUUGGCCCCGAUGCGAGAAUGCUUUUUCCCGCGUGGACGCGGUGGAUGGCGCCACGUCGGCUAACUGGCAACGUGCGAUUGAUUUCAAGGCUUGAUAUAUAGGUUUCGCUGCUGGCAUUUUCUUUGAUUGAUAGAAGCGUUCUUCCUUCUCUUGGGAUAUCUUGCUCGCCAUUCCCUGUGCUCGCGAGAUUUCGAUGAGCUCUCGAUCGAUGCGAGGAGCUGUUCUAGCUAGAUUUCGUGGCUGUUCUCCUCAGGAUCGCUCUUUGCCCUAGGGAAUUUGCUGCUCGCGGUCGUCGCGAUAGAAUGUCGGCUGUUCUCUCCAGGCGCACGACUCCAGUCCGGGGAUUAUCGCUCAAAGAUUGCGAUCCAGAGCGGCUCGUUGCUCCGUCUUCCUGCAUUCUCGACGGGAGCUUCGAAUCCCCGAGCUCUUCCAGCGAUGAGGACUGCGAAAUAUCGGUCCCAGGGGAUGAUUCUUCCUCGGCAUUGCGGCUGCCGUAUACUCCACCGCGAAAGAAAUGGGAGGUGUCGGUGAAGAAUGGGAUCGUUACGACGAAGGAGGUGAGUGUAGAUGAAGAGAUAUCACAAUUCAGCGGAGACGAGGAGGAAGAAGUGAACGAUUUCAGCGAGGACGCUUAUCUUUGCGAGGCUGUUCUAAGGUCCGUGUUCGCUGUCUCGUCGCCCGCAAGGAGCCUGGACGAUAGACUGGCCGAUGCAGAGACUGUGACUGGCGCCUUUUCGACGAUCGAUCGCGCCAUGCUCCACAGCGUGAAGCUCCGAGCCCAGAAAGCGGCACAGUAUCGUCGAGCAGAGCUCUCGCUUUGGCUGGACGCGCUGCAAAACAAUCAACUCCAGUCCGUCAACCUGGACCAAUUCGAGGACCCUCAAAUUUAUGAGCGCUGGAAGCAGCAACAAAUGCAAGAGGUUUCCACGCUGAUUGCGAAGCUCGGUGAGCGUCCAUCUUUCUCUGGCUUUGUCCAAGUGGACGUGGUUUCGGUGGACAAUCUUAAGCCAUUGGAGGUGGGCUGCGUGUCGCCUUUAAGUUGCAGCAGGGAAGCUUUAAAGCAGCUCCAUGUUUAUUCGUCGGUCACUGUCUUGCCGAUGCGAUCUGGAUCAGAAAAAUUCGGCACGGGUGAUCUUGGGAAAGAGCCGACUCCUGCUUUUUUAACUGACGUUGUUCCCAGUACCGGGAAUGCUGAAUGGCAAGCAGCAUCGCCAUGGAUUCGCGUGAGCAGUGUGCAGGACAAAGUGCUUAUAGAAGUCUGGGACAGACAAAUAGGGGGGUCAUCUUUCAGAGCGUCUGGAAAAUCCAAGCUCAAGAAGGUGCUUCGGAGUAGGAGCUCCAGUAGGAGCCUGAAGGUGGCGCCUUGGAAUCAAGAUCCGUUCCUCGGACAAGUGAUUGUCUCUUUCAGUAACAUCGAGUCUCAAGCACUCAGCCAGGGUGUUAUGCAAGGAAAGACUCCAUUGAUGUCAUACAUGCUAGCGGAUGAGAAGGGACGACAGAAGACCAGUGGAAUACAACUGCGAUUUUCUUGUUCGUGCGAAAGAUUUUACAGAGAUGCUCCUUCCAACAAAUUACUCUUGAGACCACCGGUUCCAGAUGUCGAGAAAGCAUUUGAUGCUCUAGUAUCCAUGGCCUACAAGCCACAAAAGAAAGGCAACGUUGACGUUGCUGCACAGUGGCAUGGUAUUGUGGCUGGCUUUGGUUUUCACUAUCGGAUACGUAAGCAAAGAUGCAGCCUGGGUAUUGUGAUGGUUUUGGCACGGAAUUUCCAUAUUAACGUCCAUAUCCUGUCCUCCAUUGUGGAAGAGUGGCUUCCUGUUUGUGACUCAGCACGAGGAGGACAGCUAACGAAAGACGAGCUUGGAUUACACACAGCAGUGGUCUCGAUGCUCGUAAAACCGGCUAUUGAUGCGAUUGAGAACUUUCAGACUGUUUUUGCGCAAAAUCAACCAUCUGGAGCACUAUCAUGCCUUCUCAAGUUGUUGGGCCUUGUUCUCCGCUGGGAUCCGGAUCCUAAAGAGAUUCUCAUUCCACUGAAAAGCUGGAUAAAGAACUCAUGCGAGAAAAGAUUUUAUCACCACCUCUUUGGCGGCAUUUCUUCCACUCAACAACCUACAGAGAUUUCUCUUCAGCAUUUGUCAAAUGUCAUAAAACUGGUGCAUGGGGACGUAACGGAGUUAAGAACUUCUUUCAAAGAUACAUUUCCUGAGGCAGUAUCUUUGACUGCUGUAGCUGUUCCUGUCUAUUACAAAUUGGUGUCCGCGUACGUAAUAAACUGUAUCCGGGUGGCACAAGUGAAGAUGUUUACUAAAGAUUGUGAGAGUUUGAUAAUGGAAAUGCUGUCUUUUCAUAAGGACAUUGAAUUGGCCGGUGAAAAAUGCGAGCUUCUGGAUCUCCAUGGGAUAUUUGGAGACCACAUCAAUCAACUAAUUAGCACCGCGAGAACAAGAAUGGUUGACUGGGUGAGCUCCAGUAUCACUGCAGAAAAGUGGGAGCCUCUUUCAGCUCAGUCGGGUGCCUUAUUUUCUUUCUCCGUUGUAGAUUUAUAUUUUAUGCUUGGUGAAGUUAUGGACGAAAUGAUGACAAGGCUUGCAACACUUCCGUUUGGCAAUUUUUACUUUAAAAAUGUUGAAGACGCGAUCUGUACAGCCGUCAGAACAUACGUUGAGCUUUUAGAGAAGUUGUGCUUGCGGGAUCUUCCUGAAGAAACCACCGCAGAGGGCAUAUCAUCUUCCGAGCUAAGUAUUUCAAAGGCACUUUGCGUGAAGUUGAACAACAUGAAUGCUGUCAUGGAACAACACCAGGACUUGGAACGGAGGCUGAUGGAAACACAGCGAAAUAGUAAUGGACGCGAACCCUUGGAAACAGAUGCAGAUGCGAACAAUCUGAGCUUGUUUAAGAUUUUGGAAAGGCACGGAAGUGUGAAAGAUGGUCUCAAUCCCAAGUUUGAGGAAAUACAGCGGUUCACUGAGCAAACAAUUGACAACGUCGUCGGCUCCGUUGUCGAACUCCUACAGGUUAGAAUUGGACGCGAUUUGCAUCUCAUCUUCGAUGAGGCAGCAAUUAGUGACGGUGAAACACUUGAUCAGAACCUGCAACCGUUAACCGGGCAUCUAGAUCAGCACCUUAUGGUCAUGAAUGACUCUUCGCAUCCAGUCGUUUUCCAAAAACUAAUCACGGAGAUAUGUAAAGCUUUAGUUUUCUGUCUGGAGGAGUUUGCGCUGAAUAGGGACGAGGAUCCGAAUCCGAUGACCCCGAAGCAAAGGAGGCUCCUUGAAGAGAGCCUUUCGUUUUUUUAUGACUACUUUUAUGGCGAUGGUCAAGGUCUGGACGGUGGACAAAUGGAUACUAUAACUGCCCGUCUACGUCAGAUCCUGGCUUGCUGGGAUCUUGACACUCGUGAAUUGUGCUCUCUUUACUGGAGAGCUUGGGACCAGUUUAAUACUCAGGAAGAAAAUCGGCAACCUGAAGUUGACGGGAACAGUGGCACGCUCCACAUUCUCGACUAUUUAUGGCUGUUGAAGCAGAGGACUGAUGAUGAAGCCCAUGAGAUAGUCGAGCAACAGAACUUCAUUGCAAACAAACGAAUGAUGCAGUUCAUGUUCGGUCUUCCAAAAGAAGAAGAGCUGGUGGCGUCGUAUUCUUGCAGAAAUCCUCAAAAAGUGCGUGGCACACUAUACGUUACACCAAAACACAUUUGCUUUGCCGAUACGAAGAUGACUCUUGCCGAUAGCCGAAACCUGUACGUGGUCCCAAUUGAUCGCAUGAUGCGCAUUGAGCUCUCAGGCAAACGAUCAAUCGUGCUAAUACCUUUCCAUCAACGCCCUCUAGAGUUCAGCAAGCUGUCCGAUCGCGAUGCAGUUUGCAAAACAAUCUUUGAUCAGGUCGUUGGCACAGGGUCACAUUUGGAGAAGUGCAUGUCGCCCAUUUGGUCCGAGAAGGGGAGACACGCUCCACUCAAGUCUAGUAACAGUGCUGUCAAAGUCUUUAAAUGCUGGCGGCAAGGAAUGCUUCACAAAUACAGUGGAACCUUGCUAGUAACAACGGCUUAUAUCUUGUUUACUCAAGAUGACAAGCAGAAGGUAAUACAAAUGGACCAUACCAGCAUCUCCAAAAUCCAUGCCAGCAGACGAGGCUUGAGACCCAGCGGCGUGGUCAUUGAGCUGAAAAGCGGGGAAGAUUGUGAAUUUUGCGACUUUGAAGGUUACACCGCCCCCGCCAAGGAGAUAGCGAAAGACCUGCACAGCUUGGUCUUCCCUGGCUAAGCGCCGACGUGGACAGCCACAUUCAGCUGACAUUCAAGCCCUAACGACCUAUGGCGGAUGAAAAGGCCACAAGCGGCGAGCACGCGGACUGGACAACGUCGCUGGAGUCGGACAGCGGAGAAGUGAGCGGAGUCCAAGUCGAGGCUGCCGGAGCCGAGGCCGCAGCUGCAGUGGAGCGGAACCACGUAGAGAGGAUGAGACGAGCAGACAAGGCAGAGGAGGAGAGGGGCGUCGCCGCGGCUCGAGCCAAAGCAGGAGAGACCAUCGCCGGGAUAGCGUCGGGCUCGGUGCCGUCCCCUAGGAGAGCUUCGUCUCCUGCCGCUCCCGUUUGGAGGGACAAAGACGAAUGCGAGGCCGCUGCCAAGGACAGAGCACGCUUGGAGAAGAUUGCGAAGGAGAUGGCCGACAUAGCGGCAACGAGAAAGCAAGAAAGAGAGACCACGGCCAAUCCUCGAGACCUCCACGACCUCUCUUGAUUGAAACAACUUCCAUACGAGGUACACUCAAGCUUUUAUUCUCUCGAUCUCGUCUCACGGAGCCCUGCCAGUUGAGAAUAAAUCCCGGAGGGUUUGCUGUAAGUUUGUCCAAUCUAGUUUUAGUCGAUUCUCUGCGUC
This is a messenger RNA of Selaginella moellendorffii, 5259 nucleotides long. RefSeq lists its product as uncharacterized. The coding region runs from base 683 to 4645 and encodes 1320 amino acids. Lineage: Eukaryota; Viridiplantae; Streptophyta; Lycopodiopsida; Selaginellales; Selaginellaceae. The record is from RefSeq and is a predicted model, not a curated record. The transcript has 24 exons.